AUGAAUGCAGACGACGCGGCCUUCAUUGGCAUCGUUCUGCUCGCCAUUAGCCUUUCCUGUACGGACUCGCUGCCCAUUAUGAUGGCCACCAACGUCGCCGGCGCCAGAGCCACUAACACAGCUAAUGCGGCGCCUGCCAUCGCCCGGACCAACGACUCGAUUGCCAUGCAUGAACUCCUGGACGCGAUGCGAGCAAGCUUCGGGACUAUUGAUCAAACAUUCAGAGAAAUCAAUGAACAAUCAGUGAAUCUGUCCUCAGUAGGCCCCACAAUGCAGGACGUGGAUGGACAGAUGCGGGCGCUCCUCCAGGAAAUUAAGGAGCACGGGGAGAAUGAGGACUCGCGUAUCAAAGAUAUCAAGAAGAUGAUAAAGGGCGAUGUCAAACAAAAUAUUGCUGAAAACAUGAAGGCAGAUAUCAAAGAGCAGAUUAGGAAGGAAUUAGCUCUCCAGGUCCCGGAAGAAAUCCAAAGACAGAUUGCUGACCACCUUCCCGUAUCACUCCAUGAACAAUCUAGGGAGUGUAAGCUUCAAAUUAUUGAAGUUGAGAACGCGCUGGCAAACUCAAAAGCGCGAAAACUGAAUUCCACGUUUGAUGUCGACAACCUGGGUGACACCCUUUCAGUUGUCUUGAGGGCAGACGGAACUAAGAGCGGUGUAUUCCCGGCCAAUCUAAAUUCGCUAUUUGCAUUUGAUGCAACCACAUUGAAGAAACUUCUCGGAGACUAUGACAUCCGUGAGCAGGAGUCGCGGGAAAUGAAUUUAAAUAAGUUCAUUUCGCACAUAGGCGUCCCCUUCCGCUUGGUUUCUAUUCCAGCCCCUGGGGAAAUCAAGAAUAUGCAACGCACGGCUUGA
Messenger RNA from Fibroporia radiculosa, 852 nucleotides. RefSeq lists its product as uncharacterized. The record is from RefSeq and is a predicted model, not a curated record. The coding region runs from base 1 to 852 and encodes 283 amino acids. The transcript is spliced from 8 exons. Lineage: Eukaryota; Fungi; Basidiomycota; Agaricomycetes; Polyporales; Fibroporiaceae.